AAGACAUUGACUCCAAGUCGCAAGCUCUGCAAGCACCGCACUCGGAUACCACGCACUGCUUCCCCACAACCGCAACGGAACUAUGAAGACCCUCUUGUCACUGCUCAGUCUAUUCAUUGCCAUCGCUGUUGUGGCAGCUGGCUACGGCUAUGGUGGGUACGGAGGAUACGGAGGCUAUGGCGGAUACGGCGGCUACGGCGGAUACGGUGGAUACGGUGGCUACGGGGGAUAUGGCGGCUACGGCGGCUAUGGUCUCGGCGGAUACGGUGGCUACGGAGGCUAUGGUGGUUACGGAGGUUAUGGGGGUUACGGCGGCUACGGGGGAUACGGUCACGGCGGGUAUGGCGGCUACGGGCAUGGAUACAAGGUCAUUAGUUACGGACACGGCUACCAUGGAUAAGUUUUUCGCAAGGUGGUAUUUAUUUGAACUGUAAAUAAAGAUACCUGUGAUAUCAACGUCA
Messenger RNA from Rhipicephalus sanguineus (brown dog tick), 461 nucleotides. Its product is annotated as neuropeptide-like protein 31. NCBI's taxonomy places the organism in Eukaryota, Metazoa, Arthropoda, Arachnida, Ixodida, Ixodidae. The transcript is spliced from 3 exons. Bases 83 to 400 code for a protein of 105 amino acids. The record is from RefSeq and is a predicted model, not a curated record.